Messenger RNA from Dermacentor andersoni, 1219 nucleotides. RefSeq lists its product as uncharacterized. Gene Ontology annotation, biological process: activation of innate immune response. The record is from RefSeq and is a predicted model, not a curated record. Gene Ontology annotation, molecular function: zinc ion binding; RNA binding; double-stranded DNA binding. Lineage: Eukaryota; Metazoa; Arthropoda; Arachnida; Ixodida; Ixodidae.
ACUUCCGGCUACCGUUCGGUGCGGACGCAGAAUGCCUUGCUCCGUUGGGGCGGUGUUUGCGGCUCAGACGAGCCGCGGUAACAGGAAUGCUGCUAUGGAUAGCCAGGACUACCAAGUUAUUUUGCCGCCUCUGCCUACAGGACCAUGCGUGGCCAACACGCUCUUUCUUCACGGAGACGUAAAGGCAAGGCCCUACCGAGUCGAAGAUUUUCGAGACACGCUGGUUCGUCUGGGUCUGCUUCCCGAGGUUGAGGCCUUGGGGGCUUUCCAGAUGAACCACGUGUGGGCGGUUACUUUCAGAAGCCCAGAUGCUAUGAAGAAAAUGCUGGCCCUUGAAGACAUUACGGUUAAGGAGCGUCGCUGCCUGGUGGUUAACCCAGCCAGCCAGGAUGUGCGGCUUAAGCUCCACUGGCUCCUUCACAACGUGCAAGAUGAGGACGUCCGCGCCGCGCUCACGCCUUUUGGGAAGGUUACGGAGGUCUUCAAGGAACGCUGGCGCGUGCAAGGCAUCACCGAUAAAGGUUCGUCAACCCGCAUCGUAUCGAUGAAGCUGAAACCCGGAGUUACCAUAGACGACCUCCCGCAUCAACUUCGGGUCGCCGGCAUCAUGACACUGCUGGUUGCGCCUGGGCGUGCCCCGCUCUGCCUGAGGUGUAAUCGCACAGGUCAUAUUAGGCGAGAGUGUCGCGUACCGCGCUGUGCUUUGUGUCGACGCUUCGGGCACGACGAAAGCUCGUGCGUACGAACGUACGCGAAUGUGGCGGGACCAUCCAAAAGUGAUGAAGUCAUCCAGGAGCACACAAUGGACGCAUUCGAUGCUGAAGAGACGGCUGGAAAAGGUGGCGUGGUGCAACGUCCUGAUCCAAAGGAAGGCAUCCGUGAACCAGCGACGAAAGCGGACACCAAAGAAUUAGAGGAGAAGCCCGCUCGAGCUGAAGAAAAAGAGCAGCACGCGGAAAAUAAUGACAAGAACAAGACAAGCAACGAGCCUCCGGAAUCGCUCGGACCCUCUCCGAGUCCCAUGGACACGACGGAGCCCCUUAAAGGAGCGGGCCCGGUAAAACGUCCACUCGAAGUUAACGAGAAAAAGGACGGAGGAUCAAGUGGAUCAAGCCAUGAGGAACCGCUUGCGAAAACACCGAGUGGCCGUCGGUCGAGCUUCAAGCCGACGCCUAAUAUCCCACCUGGCAGGAAAGGGCCAGCGUCGGGACUGACGUGA